ACAGCACUUCCGCUUCCGGUAAAAGGUCGCUGUGACCGGUGUUCCGAUUGAUUCUUCCAAGGUGCCGCCGCAGCCAUGUUGUCCCUGGCCACCCGCUCCGGAGCGCUCUCCCCGUACCUCUCCGCCACCUCGUACGCCGUGGCCGGGCAGCUGAAGCCGCUGGUGUCCGGGGUGGUGUCACACGGGGAGAAGGUGCCGCUGGAUGUCAAGAGAACGACUGUGAGGGGCCAGAGCGCCCGGGGGCCCAUCUCCGCCACCGCCCGGAUCAGCGGUCCCUCUUCCGUUCGCUACUUACACAGCGAUGUCACCGUCCCAGAAUUCUCGGACUACCGCCGCUCUGACGUCGCCGACAGCACCAAGUCCUCGCAGCCCAGCGAUAAUUCCAGGAAGGCUUACUCUUACCUGGUCACCGGCCUUGCCACAGUCACCACGGCCUACGUCGCAAAGAGCGUCGUCUCCCAGUUCGUCUCCAGCAUGAGCGCCUCCGCCGACGUCCUGGCCAUGUCGAAGAUCGAAGUGAAGCUGUCCGAGAUCCCAGAGGGAAAGAACGUGUGCUUCAAAUGGCGAGGCAAGCCUCUGUUCAUCCGUCACAGGACGGCCAAGGAGAUCGAGCAGGAGGCCGCCGUCGAAUUGAGCGAGUUGAGGGACCCACAGCACGACCUUGACAGGGUGAAGAAACCCGAGUGGGCCAUCCUCAUCGGAGUCUGCACUCACCUGGGGUGUGUCCCCAUAGCCAACGCGGGAGAUUACGGCGGCUAUUACUGCCCGUGUCACGGCUCCCAUUAUGACGCAUCUGGGCGGAUUAGAAAGGGCCCGGCGCCUCUGAACCUGGAGGUUCCCUUUUACGAGUUUCCAACUGAAGAGCUUGUAAUAGUUGGGUAGACUUUUACCCUUCGAGGAGGGAUUCGGGUUAUUGCUGUUAAUCUGUGUUCCUGUCUUUCAUGACGUUUUCAUGCUUUUAAAGAUCGGUGCUCAAUAUUUUAAUAAUAAGCCACCACACUAGAUAUGGAGAUCUCUGUCUGGUUUCUGCUGUACAGUGUGAUAAUAGAGUGUCAGCUCCUCUGACAUCCUGUACAAAGAAAACAUUAAAUUCUGACUUUACACUGUAA
Rana temporaria (common frog) is the source of this 1109-nucleotide messenger RNA. RefSeq names its product cytochrome b-c1 complex subunit Rieske, mitochondrial. The record is from RefSeq and is a predicted model, not a curated record. Gene Ontology annotation, biological process: mitochondrial electron transport, ubiquinol to cytochrome c. The transcript is spliced from 2 exons. NCBI's taxonomy places the organism in Eukaryota, Metazoa, Chordata, Amphibia, Anura, Ranidae. Gene Ontology annotation, cellular component: membrane. Gene Ontology annotation, molecular function: 2 iron, 2 sulfur cluster binding; quinol-cytochrome-c reductase activity. Bases 76 to 882 code for a protein of 268 amino acids.